AUGUCGAACGAAACUGGAUAUAAGAAAAUUGUCGUUUUGGGAGGAACUGGACUAACGGGCAAGCCAGUAGUUCAGGAGCUGGUGAAUGCUGGGUUUGAUGUUACCAUCUUCUCGCGAAAUGCCGACGCUGCUGCUCCAACAGGUGUACAUGUCGUCAAGAUUAGCAAUCCUACUGACGUUGAAGACCUUGCUCAAAACUUGAAAGGCAUUGACGCUGUAGUUUCUCUACUUGGCUUCCCAGUCGGCGUAGCAGCUCAAGCAGCAACAAUCACAGCAGCAAAACUUGCCGGAGUAAAACGAUUCCUUCCUUCUGAAUUUGGUGUGGACCAUUCGAAGUUCAAAAGCCCCGUGUUUGCCGCCAAGGAUGCUGCGUUAGAGGAAAUCAAGAAGGCUGGUCUUGAAUGGACUGUCAUCUGUGUUGGAUUAUUUGUUGAAGUAGGAUUUACUCUUGGAUUUGAUGUUGCUUCUGCAAGUGCUAAACUAGUCUCGGAUACAACGAAUCCUGUGGCAUAUACUUCGUUAAAAGAUAUUGGACGAGUCGUCGCAGGCACAUUGAAAUCAAAAGCAGCAGCAAACCGAAUUGUGAGGGUAGCUAGUGAAUACCUUUCUGAUAAGCAAACUGUUGCUCUUUUGGAAAGUGCUACCGGCAAGAAAUUCAGCGUCACUACAAGCACCCCAGCCGAAACUCAAGCUGAAAUUGCGGCCAAGUUUGACUUUGGCAAGUUUCUGGGAUAUUGUAAAGGAACUGGACUUGUUAAUCACUCUCCCAACGAUUUUGCUGAAUUUGUAAAAGAAAAGCCAUAUACCGCUACACAGUAUUUGACUGUCACGAAAGGUGGUGUUGAGAAUGCUGAUGAUUGGUAUUCGAAGCUUUGA
Molecule: messenger RNA, 876 nt
Organism: Synchytrium microbalum
Lineage: Eukaryota; Fungi; Chytridiomycota; Chytridiomycetes; Synchytriales; Synchytriaceae
Exons: 6
Coding region: 1-876 (291 amino acids)
Source: RefSeq, a predicted model, not a curated record